AUGAAUGCAGACUUCAAAGUGCUGCCUUUUGGUCUUGGUGAAUGCAUUCAAUGUUUUGAAGAACUCUGGCCAGAUGACAAGCAAGAAAAAUGUAUUCCCAAAAUCAUAGAUUUCCUUUCUUUUGAAAAUUCCUUUGGCAUAUUACUGACUGCUUUAUCAGUUACCACUUCUAUUCUGACAUUGUCCAUCCUUUCCAUCUUUGUAAAAUUCCAAAAUACUCCAGUUGUAAAAGCUAACAACCGCUCACUCAGCUAUCUUCUACUUGUUUGUCUCACAUUGUGUUUUUUGACAUCAUUGCUAUUUAUUGGACUUCCAACAAAAAGCAUCUGCCUCCUCCGUCAGAUUGCUUUUGGUGUAAUCUUUGCUGUUUGUGUUUCCUGUAUCCUUGCCAAAACUGUCGUUGUCUUCAUUGCCUUUAAUGCCAAAAGGCCAACCAGCAAACUAAGGAAAUAUGUGGGAUCGCGAUGGUUACCCAUUUCCAUUGUUUUCUUUGGCUUCCUAUUUCAGCUUAUUAUUUGCACAGUAUGGUUGUCUACUGCUACUCCAUAUGCACAGAAAAAUAUGGAAUCUGAAGCUGGAAAAAUUGUAUAUGAGUGCAAUGAAGGUUCGGUAGUAAUGUUCUACCUCAUGCUAGGAUACCUGGGCCUUCUGGCUAGUGUGUGCUUUGUACUUGCAUUCUUGGCUAGAAAUUUGCCAGAUACAUUUAAUGAGGCAAAAUAUAUAACAUUCAGCAUGCUUGUUUUCAUAAGUGUUUGGCUUUCUUUUAUCCCUGCAUAUCUGAGUACCAAAGGGAAGUACAUGGCUGCCGUAGAGAUAUUUGCCAUCCUGGUUUCCAGUGCUGGCUUACUUAUUUGUAUAUUUAUUCCUAAAUGUUGCACUGUUUUGCUAACACCUGCUAUUAACACCAAAAGAAAACUGACAAUGAGACAAUAA
Molecule: messenger RNA, 933 nt
Organism: Protopterus annectens (West African lungfish)
Lineage: Eukaryota; Metazoa; Chordata; Ceratodontiformes; Protopteridae
Product: vomeronasal type-2 receptor 26-like
Exons: 2
Coding region: 1-933 (310 amino acids)
Biological process (GO): G protein-coupled receptor signaling pathway
Cellular component (GO): membrane
Molecular function (GO): G protein-coupled receptor activity
Source: RefSeq, a predicted model, not a curated record